This is a messenger RNA of Erythranthe guttata (spotted monkey flower), 1727 nucleotides long. Its product is annotated as SEC14 cytosolic factor family protein / phosphoglyceride transfer family protein. NCBI's taxonomy places the organism in Eukaryota, Viridiplantae, Streptophyta, Magnoliopsida, Lamiales, Phrymaceae. The record is from RefSeq and is a predicted model, not a curated record. Gene Ontology annotation, molecular function: lipid binding.
CACAUGGGCCAGAACUCAGAACCACACCUCAGCUUUGUUCCUGCUUAAAAGCCACUUUAUUCAUUCUUAUUUUCACACAUUCAAACUUUUUUUACACACACACACACACUAAUCAUAUCACACUUCCCCUUCUUCUUCUUCUUCCCCAAAUAUUCCAACAUCUUCUUCUUCCCAACAUAAUUAAUUUCCAUGGAAUCUACUGCACCACCACCGCUGUCAGUCCAGCAAACCCUAGAAGAAGACCAAAAAUGUCAACUACCACAAACCCCAAAUAAUCCCUCCUCCUCCUCGUCAAAACCCACCAAGCUGAAAAGCUUCGUCGCCUCCGUAAUGGAGUCCGCCGCCGUCCUCCGCCGCACACCGUCCUUCAAAGAAGACACAUACCUAAUCUCCCACCUGAAAACCUCCGAGAAGAAAGCACUCAAAGAACUGAAAGACACCAUCCUCUUCAACCUCCCACCCGACUCCUCCAUGUGGGGCAUCCAACUCACCGGAACCUCCGACCCACGCGCCGACGUCAUCCUCCUGAAAUUCCUCCGCGCGCGUGAUUUCCGCGUCCAAGACUCCAUCGCCAUGCUCAGAAAAUGCCUGGCCUGGAGGAAGGAGUUCGGCGCCGACGUCGUUUCGGAGGAGGAGCUGGGCUUCAAAGAACUCGAAGGCGUCGUCGCCUACAUGCACGCAUUCGACAGAGAAGGCCACCCCGUCUGCUACAACGCGUACGGCGUCUUCAAGGACAAGCAAAUGUACGACAAAAUCUUCGGAGAUGACGAUGAUGACGUCAAGCUGACAAAAUUCUUGAGGUGGAGGGUUCAGGUUCUUGAGAGAGGGAUCAAGCUUCUCCAUUUCAAACCUGGCGGCGUUAAUUCCAUUAUCCAGGUCACUGAUCUCAAAGACAUGCCUAAACGAGAGCUCAGAUCAGCUUCCAACCACAUUCUCUCUCUCUUUCAAGACAAUUAUCCUGAGAUGGUUGCCCGGAAGAUCUUUGUUAAUGUACCUUGGUACUUCAGCUUGCUGUAUUCAAUGUUUAGUCCAUUUCUUACUCAGAGAACCAAGAGUAAGUUUGUCAUCUCCAAGGAAGGAAAUGCUGCUGAAACCCUUUACAAAUUCAUUAAGCCGGAGGAUGUGCCGGUUCAGUACGGCGGGCUCAGCCGGCCAGGUGAUGAUAUUUCCGGUCCGCCCAAACCGGCGUCAGAGUUCACAGUCAAGGGAGGGGAGAGGGUGAACAUUCAAAUCGAGGGCAUUGAGGGUGGUGCAACAAUAACGUGGGACAUAGUGGUGGGAGGCUGGGAAUUAGAAUACAGCGCUGAAUUCGUACCGAAUUCCGACGCUAGCUACACGGUGGCGGUGGAGAAGCCACGGCGGAUUGCGGCCAAUGAAGAGGCGGUGCACAACUCCUACACCACCAGGGAAGCCGGAAAAUUGGUGCUCUCCGUUGAUAACACCGCCUCUCGCAAGCGGAAGGUCGCUGCCUACCGUUACGUGGUCCGCAAAUCCCCAAUUAAUAUUUAAUUACUUUAAUAAAAUUUGAUUUUGCUCUUUUUUUUUUUUUUUUUUGGGUUUACAGCUUUUGCUAUUUCCAGGGAUUGUCUGCUUAUAUUAUUUUAUUAUUAUUAUUAUAUAUGUACUCUCCUGUCAUGUCAUAUGUAAAAAUGGUGGGUAUUGUAGCAUGAAUUGGUGAAUCUGAUUUAUUGAACUUAAUUUAAUUUUGAUUUUGAUUUUAGUAGAGU